Messenger RNA from Melampsora larici-populina 98AG31, 972 nucleotides. RefSeq lists its product as uncharacterized. Bases 1 to 972 code for a protein of 323 amino acids. Lineage: Eukaryota; Fungi; Basidiomycota; Pucciniomycetes; Pucciniales; Melampsoraceae. The transcript is spliced from 4 exons. The record is from RefSeq and is a predicted model, not a curated record.
AUGCCUUCCUCAAAGAAAACAAACGUAUCCCAUCGUGUUGUUUGUCAAUGUAAAGCCCGAGAAUGCUACCUUGGCAGCUUUAUUGAUGCUUACGGAGAGCGCCAAUGUGGGGUUGAGGUCUUACCCUCAACUCGUGAUGCUCACGUGCUUGCUGAUCGACGCAUGCAAGCACUUCAAGGAAUCUCUGGCCAGGAUUUACCGUCAACCAGCACCCGAGAUCAGCCCUCUGAAGAUUUGGUCACCUUUUUGGCACGAUUGCAUAUCCCCUCCAUGGAUUCACACUCCCCGUUGAUGGCCUCUGAGAGAGCUUCUACUUACCAACCGAUCAACACCAAUCAGCGUAUAACACUUCCCCGUCCAAGUCCCUUGCCCUUUGUCUCAGGUAGUGUAGAAAUCAAUUCACCAGCGAGAGAGCCUGAACCUACAGAAUCUUCCUCCAAUGAGGACUUGUCCGGUCAUGCAUCUGAUGAUCAUGAGAUAGCUUCAUCCAUUUAUGAUUGUGAUCAAUUUUAUAUAUUCAGCUUGAAAGCCAUCAACCCACUUCUCCUUCAUGUGGCGCUCACUAGCUCCAUCCUGGUUAUCUUCGAUAAUCUUUCUUUUAGAACAGCCUCGUGGCUUAUGGAUGUACAGCGUAUUACUAUUGAGCUGUCAAUGACCUUAGGACUUCUUCCCAACCAGUCUCCUGGCGCAAUCUCAGCCUCAGAGCUGAAGAUUUUCAACCGAAUUCCCAAGACUCUAGCUACUGCCAUCGACGUCAAAAAUGAAGAGCAAAUACACCAACCCAUCUCAACUGCUGAACUAUUACAGCUUUUAGCUGAACACUCUGAUCCUCUGCCACCCAAAAACUACGUGAAGGACCCUGAAGAUCUUGAGGACGACGAAGACGGCGAAGAGGAUGGCCCGGAAGAGAUUUCGCUCAGAGGACAUCUUAGGUUUAAAAUGUUGCACAUCACACUGUUCUACAAGUCCUGA